This is a messenger RNA of Rattus norvegicus (Norway rat), 6603 nucleotides long. Lineage: Eukaryota; Metazoa; Chordata; Mammalia; Rodentia; Muridae. The record is from RefSeq and is a predicted model, not a curated record.
CAAAACAGAGAGCCCUGGGCUAGAGACCUCUAUUGGGGUUCUCCCUCCAUAGCCUCUCAGAUCCUAGAGUGUCUGACCCAACAGCCAUAGAGAACUCCACUCCAGCCUCCAGCUUCCCCUACCUGUUCCCUUAAAGCCCCAGACCAGCGUCCUCUCUGCCACCAGAUAGUAAAGACAUCUGGUGCUCACUAGCGUUCCUUAUGCUAAGGAAAAGCUAACAGGCUACAUCCUGACAGGGUAAGCCUGAAAAAAAAAACAAAAAAAACACAGAAUCCUAAGCUGGUGAUUCAAGGGGAGUCUGACCCAGCAGGGAUGACUUUCCCUGAAGGCCAGCUCUUCCAGCCUGCAGAUAGGAUUUUUCUCUCACGCAGCUCCGCUCACCAGCCACAGCGGCCCACAGCAGGUUAAACAUUCUACUGUGGGCUCCGCCUCCGCUAGACGAUCGCCGGAAUCUGACCGAGUCCCCGCCUCUGGCCCCGCCUCCUGCUCGCGCCUCCGCCUUCCUUGACCUUCAGCCACACCUCCCGGCCCACACUCCACGUCCUGCCCUCAGACUCUAGACCAGCUCUUUACAGGGUGACAACUUGUGGCCCCGCCCCCGAGGUUACAGGAGUGGGGGCGAUGCUGGAGAAGCAACUGGGUGCUUUGGCCUGCGAGCGGAUCCGAACGGACGGAAGUCGGCCGGGUGGGACACAGAGGGAUAGGCGUGCAAAGCCGUUUCCGGUGGCUAGAUUGUUGGCGGGUCCCUGACGCGUCCCGGCCGGUGUCUGAGUCAAGACCAGCGGGUCCCACCCUCCCCAUCUCAUGACGGUGACAUUUGGCGACGUGGCUGUGCACUUCUCUCGGGAAGAGUGGCAAUGUCUGGAUUCCGGUCAGAGGGCCCUCUACAGGGAGGUGAUGCUGGAGAACCACAGCAGUGUGGCUGGGCUAGGAUUCCUGGUCUUUAAGCCUGAACUGAUCUCCCGGCUGGAGCAAGGACAAGAACCGUGGGCCCUGGAUCUACAGGGAGCAGAGGGGACAGAGGCACCAAGGAUUUGCCAGACAGACUCCAAUACUAGAACUGAUUGCAGGCAGACCUGUGAGUACACGAAUCUUCUCAAAAGGCAGAUUCCUGACUUUGGAGGCAAUUUGGAUUCUAAGGUCUGGUCAGAGAAUUGCCCAAGAAGCCUUGGGCUAAGAGUGAGUGGCUCCCUUUUCCAGGAGCACCAUUUGAAAAACGAGACCAUGAUGCCCAAGAACUUCACAAAGGAUGCUGUCAAAGAAUGUAAGGAGCUGCAGGCCACUGAUUUGGGUUAUCAACCAGAUGACCUUAGAGACCAUGUGAAGGGGACAUCAGAAAACUGUGAAGUGUGUGGCAGAGUCGUUAGGCCAGUUUUGAACCUGGAUCCGUAUGAAAUGAAUGGGCAGGAAAGACCAUACAGAUGUCAGGAGUGCCAGGAAACAUCAUCUGACUGCAAACAGGAGAAACACACAGGUGACUGCCAUGGGAAGAAGCCAUAUGGGUGUGAGGAGUGUGGGAAAGUCUUUAGGCUGUGUUCACAACUCAAUCAGCAUCAGAGAAUCCACACCGGAGAGAAACCAUUUAAAUGUGUUGAUUGUGGGAAAGGUUUCCGCCUGAGCUCAAAACUUAUUCAGCAUCAGAGAAUUCACACUGGAGAGAAGCCUUACAGAUGUGAGGAGUGUGGGAAAACCUUUGGUCAGAGCUCAAGCCUCAUCCAUCAUCAGAGAAUCCACACGGGAGAAAGGCCAUACAGUUGUCAAGAGUGUGGGAAAUCCUUCAGCCAGCAGUCACAGCUGGUCAGACAUCAGAGGACUCACACUGGAGAGAGGCCCUACCCCUGCCAGGAGUGUGGCAAGGCUUUCAGCCAAAGCUCAACGCUAGCCCAACAUCAGAGGAUGCAUACUGGGGAGAAAUCACAAAUGCCCAGAGCUUCCGGGAGCCCAAGCCUUCUUGCCCGUCAGAGAAACAACACUGUAGAGAAGCCAUUUAAGUGUGAGGAGUGUGGGAAAGCUUUCAGGUGGAUCUCUCGUCUGAAUCAGCACCAGCUGAUCCAUACUGGAGAGAAACCUUAUAAGUGCAACAAGUGCACAAAAGCCUUUGGUUGUAGCUCUCGACUGAUUCGCCAUCAGAGAACUCACACUGGAGAAAAGCCGUUUAAGUGUGAGGAGUGUGGGAAGGGCUUCGUCCAGGGCUCACAUCUUAUUCAGCAUCAGCGAAUCCACACGGGAGAGAAGCCUUAUGUGUGUGAUGACUGUGGGAAGGCUUUUAGCCAGAGCUCCAGCCUCAUUUACCACCAGAGGAUCCACAAGGGAGAGAAGCCAUAUGAGUGCAUCCAGUGUGGAAAAGCCUUCAGUAUGAGCACGCAACUCACCAGCCAUCAGAGGAUUCACACCGGGGAGAGGCCCUAUAAGUGUAGCGAGUGUGGAAAGGCCUUCAGUCAAAACUCAACCCUUUUCCAACACCAGAUAAUCCAUGCUGGAGUAAAGCCCUAUGAAUGUAGCGAGUGUGGAAAGGCCUUCAGCCGGAGCUCCUACCUUAUUGAACACCAGAGAAUACAUACUAGAGCCCAGUGGUACUAUGAAUUUGGGAACACCACUGAGAGUUCCACCUUUUUGAACCAUAAAAAAGUGAACCCUGUAAAAAAGCUGCAUCAGUGUGAUGACUGUGACAAGAUAUUCAGGUGGCGCUCACACCUGGUUAUUCACCAGAGGAUCCACACAGGAGAGAAGCCUUACAGAUGCAAUGCCUGUGGCAAAGCUUUUAACCGGAGCUCGAGGCUCACUCAGCACCAAAAAAUUCACAUGAGAUAAAUCACUUACCGAAAUGUCUUAGCUACUUCUCUUUCGCUGUGAUGGCACCAUGACCAAGGCAACUUACACAAGCGUUUACAUAGGGCUUACAGUUUCUGAGAGGGUUAGUUUCAGAGAGUGUUCACGGCCAUCUAGGCAGGGAGCGAGGCGGCAAGCAGGCAGGCAGGCAGGCAGGCAGGCAGGCAGGCAUUGAUGCUAGAGCAGUAGCUUAGAGCUCACAUCUUGAGACAGCCAGUUACUAGGCAGAGAGAACUAACUGGAAAUGGCGAGAGUCUUUAAAAGACCCCAGAGCUCGCCCCCAGCGACACACCUCCUCCAAGGCCGUACCUCCGAAUAAUUACCGAACACUUCCACCAACUGAGGACCCGGUGUUGAGACCUGAGCUCGUGGAGGCCAUUCUCAUCCAAACCACCACACUACGUGAAUAUGAAACUGUGAAUACACCUGAAGCCUUAUUUUAUUUGGGUAAUUUAUGCUAACAGAAACUUGAGGAUGCUAGGAAGGAUUCAGAUUUGUUCUUAAAGAAUAGUCUACUUAGGACAUGUUUUGUUUCUGUAAUAUUUUAGCAUUCACCCAUUAAAUGAAAGUGCGUGUCACACUGAAGGUGUAGCCCAUGCUUUGAACUCACUGUGAGUCUCUGUGCUACAGGAAAGAAAUAGCUAUCAGGAAAGCCUUGCGAGCCCUAGGAAACAGCUUAAGGGAAGCCACCAAAUCCAGGCCUGGUGGUACAUACUCGCAAGCCCAGCAUUCAGGCAGAUGCAGAACGUCAUCUAGACCAUGUCUUUAAAAAUAAGAUUAAAAUUAAAAAGGAAAAAAGUCCUGGGUAUGGUGGUGUGUGCCUUUAAUCCCAGAAAUUGGAAGGCAGAAGAAAAUUCUGGAGUUAUAGCUGGGAAGGAUCUUACUCUCGAGAGCAUCUUUUCUGUUGUUCCAGUUCAGAGCGUCUCUAUAACAGUGCUAAUCCCUUUAGCAAUUACUAAUUACUGCGUCUUGAUCACAUGACUUGGCUACCACCUUAAGCUUCCUAGAGCUUGUUUCCUCUCCACACUAUACAUUUUUCACUUCUUUUUUUAAGAUUUAUGUAUUUUAUGUAUGAGUACACUGUUGCUGUCUUCAGACACACCAGAAGAGGGCAUCAGAUCUCAUUACAGAUGGUUGUGAGCCACCACGUGGUUGCUAAGAAUUGAACUCAGGACCUCUGGAAGAGCAGCCAGUGCUCUUAACCGCUGAGUCAUCUCCCAGCCCCCAUUUUUCAUCGCUCUCUGCCCCGAUUUUUGCUUUUUUUUUCCAUUGUAGAUUCCCCAGAAGAACAAUUAGUAAUAACCAUGCCAUUGCUGUCUUGAGAGAUCCUCCAACCAAAUGAAUUAGUUAUGUAAGGAUUGUUUAAAAUAUUCACUUUAUGUAUAUGAAUGUUUUGCUUGUGUGUACGCCCGUACCUGGUGCCUAUGGAGGUUAGAAGAGGGCAUUGGAUUCCCCUGGCACUGGGAUUAUGGACUGUUGAAGAUGCCAUGUGGGUGUUGGGAAUUGAACCCUGGUCUUCUCUAAGAGUGUCAGGUGCUGUUAACAGUUGAGCCAUGUCUUCAUCAACCUCUCCACUGCUUUUUAAUUAGCCUCAAGUAAGUUCUUAGGAUACUGGCAGAAGGCAGCCAGAUUCUUUGCCAAAAUAGCACAAAUGGUUAUUUUUAAUAGAGACCUUGUUUCUUUCUGAAAUUGUAUGAGCUGGUCCUCCCCUCUCUGCACUUGACUGCCAGGAUCCUACAGGAAUGGUGCCUUAAUUUCUCUUUAGGGCAGUUGAUGGCCUUUCUAGUCCAAACAAUGUUUUUAAUUUUUUUGGGUUUGUGUGCCACCAGCACACAAUCCAAACUUUCAAAAUAUUUCACACUCUUUCAAACCUUAACCCAUCCUGUGCCAGCUCCUGGGGCAUCUGCUAAACUGUAUACCUCAGCAAGCCUGACAGAACUCAGUCCAUAAAGGCAAGUGACUGUGUAUUCGUGACUGCUUGGUACCCUGUGGUUGACUAACAACUCUACCAGGGUCAGGAACACACUAAACCUGUUUCCUCAGAUAGUGGAUGAUUCCGUUGGGCUGGUAUGGCCUUGCUUCAGAAUUUCAGGCGUCUGUGCUAGCUUCCAUUCCACAUCUUUUUAAUUGCUGGCAUCAUUGUACCAUUUGCAUUUUUUAAAAUUUAUUUUGAGACAUGAUCUUAAUAUGUAUCCCUUGCUAUGUAGACCGUGGUAGCCUUGGACUCAAGUUUGUUGCAAUACUCUGUCUCUUCCCUGGAGUGCUUGGAUUGCAGGUGUGGGAUCAUGGCCAGCCUCUUCACUGCGCCUCUUUAUACUCCCUUCCCCUGAAAUAGAUCCUUAUGUUACUAAGAGUGAGCCCUUAGCAUGAAGCCACCGCCUUGUGUCACUCAUUGUACCCUAACUUCCCGCCAGGACUGGGUAGUCUGUGGGCAGUCCUUUCCAAAUGGCUAUCAGAGACCCAGGCUUUGUGGGGUACUUCUGGCUUGUGUUGGCAGAUGCCACAACAGGAUUGUGUCUGGAAAAGAUUUUACAAAUGCCUAUGAGGGGAAAUAGGGAGAUCACCAGAAAAAUGGAACCAUCAGACUAUACCCAGAGCUUGGUACAGAAGGGAAAAUCCUGAAAGGAUCCCUGGCAGCUGUGCGGGGAUGUCCUUCCUUCCGGGCCACACCAGCACAUGAUGCUGUGCUACUCUGGGACUCGUGCUUUCACGUCUUUCAAAAGGUGCUUUCUGGUUGAUGAUAAAGCUUGGUUGAAUGCAUACCUAGAAUUCACAAAACCCGGAUUCGUAUCUCCCAACAUCUCAUAGAAAUGAUCCUUAUGUUACCUGAGGUGGAGCCCACCUUUAAGCCCCGUACUUGGGGCAGAGGCAGGUGGAGCUCUGUGAAUUUGAGGCCAACCUGGUCUACAGAGAGUGCUAGGACUGUUACACAGAGAAGCCCUGUCUUGGAAAACCUAAGUAAGUAAGUAAGUAAGUAAGUAAGUAAGUAAGUAAGUAAAUAAAGUUGAGGUGUGGUAGUGCUUGCUCUCAGAAAGUAGAGACAGGAGGAUCAGAAUUCACAGUCCUCCUUAGCUCCAUGGCAAGCUCAAGGCAAGGCUGGGAUAUGUGAGUCCUUGUCUUUUAAAGGAAGGACUUUGUAUCAGCCUUACCUCCCAUGAUGUUACUUCAUCCCCCUUUAUAAUAAACAACUAUUAAGUUUAUGUCAUUAAAAAAAGAAAAACAUUCAGGGUGGAGAGAUGGCUCAGCGGUUAAGAGCACUGACUGCUCUUCCAGAGGUCCUGAGUUCAAAUCCCAGCAACCACAUGGUGGCUCACAGCCAUCUGUAAUGGGAUCUGAUGCCCUCUUCUGGUGUGUCUGAAGACAGCUACAGUGUAUUCAUAUACAUAAAAUAAAUAAAUCUUAAAAAAACAAAACAAAACAUUCUUCUUACUUUUUGAGAUUCUUGUAUAAUUGCAUCUGUCCCUGCUUCCCUUUCCUCCAUCCUUCCCCUCUUUAUUGUUACAUGCACACAUGUAUAUGUACAUACAUAUAUAGUCCUAAUCAUGUAAUGACAACCCACUCAACCUGUACAAUGUUACUGAUGGUCCUGGGUUCCAUAAGAAAUCAAGCUGAGAAAACCAUGGGGAGCAAGCCAGCAAGCAACACACCUCCAUGGCCUCUGUACCAGCUCCUGCCUCCAUGUUUCCAACCUUGCUUGAGUUCCUGCCCUGACUUGCUUCAGUGAUGGACUACAAUGUAGUGAGUUUAAGCCAAAUAAACCCUUCCCUCCUGGAC